ACUCUCACAGGACCCCAGAACGAGGAAAUAUAAGCAGAGGUUUUUUUCUACAUGCACUUUGACCGUUAGCGGAGCUCCCGGGUGUGUGCCCUCCUCUGCCAAAUCUGACGGCACAUCUGACUCUCGUGAUGAGGUUUUGACUUCUGACAUUUUAAAGAGCCGAGCUGGCGAGUGCCGCGGGUUGAGCGUGCACUACACAUCCGCUUUUGCCGAUAACAUCUUCAAUUUCGAAUAUUUAGAAUCUGAAUCAUUGUAAGAAUCCACAAUACUUCGAAAAACAACGACAAAAAAGGAUCUCCUGUUAAUUUAGCUAAAACAAAAAACGUGAUCGCACGCAGUUUUCUCCAGGGUUCCGAGCGCAACACUUCAAGCCGUUUCAAGGAACAUUUUUGGUUUCCUUUUGGGGAUUUCGAUAGUUCCUCCAAUUUGGACAGUGCGAGUACUUCGACUGAAUCAAAAUGCCCCAACUAGCAGGUGGUGGUGGCGGCGGGGACCCUGAGCUUUGUGCCACCGACGAAAUGAUUCCGUUCAAGGAUGAGGGAGACCAAGAACAAAUAUUCGCAGAACUCAGUCACUCAGAGGAAGACGAGGGAGACUUGGCAGAUAUCAAGUCAUCUUUAGUACAUGAGUCAGAGACGAGUCCAAACAGCAAUCAUGAUGGAACUAGACAAUCCCAAAUAUCCCAAGACUCAUAUCAUGAAAAACACAGAGACCAUCACGAUGAUGGGAAACACCUAGACAUGUACAACAAAGGUCAUCCGUACUCUGGAUACCCAGGUUACAUCAUGAUGACUAAUAUGAACAACGACUCCUACAUGAACAACGGCUCCCUGUCGCCACCCAUGCCCAGAACGUCCAAUAAGGUUCCGGUGGUGCAGCCGUCGCAUGCGGUCCAUCCGCUCACCCCCCUCAUCACGUACAGCGACGAACAUUUCGCCCCCGGACCCCACUCCGGACACCACCCCCAGGACGUCAACCCCAAACAAGGACAGUACCACUCAUCCUGUCUCUCUACAGGCAUGCAGCGGCAUCACCCCGGGCCGGACAUGACCAACUUCUACCCCCUCUCCCCUGGAGGAGUGGGACAGAUCACGCCCCCACUGGGAUGGUUCUCCCACCACAUGGUCCCGGGUCCCCCCGGCCCCCACGCCACAGGGAUCCCCCACCCGGCCAUCGUCAACGCCCAGGUCAAACACGAGCCCCAGCACGACAACGACCUGAUGCACAUGAAGCCUCAGCACCAGGAUCAGAGGAAGGAGCAGGAGCCCAAGAGACCCCACAUCAAGAAGCCGCUGAAUGCCUUCAUGCUGUACAUGAAGGAGAUGAGGGCCAACGUUGUGGCAGAGUGCACGCUUAAGGAGAGCGCCGCCAUCAACCAGAUCCUGGGACGGAGGUGGCAUGCUUUAUCCAGAGAAGAGCAAGCUAAGUAUUACGAAUUAGCCCGCAAGGAACGGCAGCUCCACAUGCAGCUCUACCCAGGAUGGUCCGCCAGAGAUAAUUAUGGAAAGAAGAAGAAGCGGAAGAGGGAGAAGAUCCAGGAACCGGCUGCAGGAGGAAAACGGAACGCUUUCUCCACGUCGUGCAAAGCGAAGGCAGCAGCUAUGGCCCCUCUGUUAGAGAUGGAGGCCUGCUAGAUUCCAUGAACCCUCCUCCACCUUAUCUCCGACCCCCAAGCCUCAACUCCCGUUCUCAGAGGAAUACACCCCCCGAACUUGACUUUAUACUCCUCUCCUGCAGUGACUCUCCUAUCUGCUGUAGAAACUCUGAACUGAACAAGACAAUCACUACUAAAGACCAUCAUCCAACCGCAUGCAACUCCCCAGCCCCCUCACUCACCAGCCCCCUCACGCCUUUUUUUCUCCUUACAAGCAGCUCUAUCUCAAUCCAAGGCACUGCACUGAAAACAGUUCAGCGAUUUCACUUUGUCAAACACAAUUAACACCUCCCCACACAUACCCCAACACCUGUUUCUAAGUUAUUCCUAAGUUAUUUGCCACCUCCGUUCCUUUCCUUUGUACAGCCCACUAUGUUCGACCCUCAACACUCCCCUGUCCCCUCUCUCACUGGAUUUCAGACCACGUGUUUGGGUUGCGGCCUGACCUCUUUAGACUGACUGCACUAUCACAAGGAAGAUGGAGGGAUGUCAAUCACAUGUUGUCAAGGAAACAUCCUCUCAAGGCUCCUAUCCUCCAUUUUGUUUUUAUUAACGGCCAGUUGGUGCAAAAAAUAUCAACGUUUUAUGAUUAUAGCUUUUACCUUUGAGUUGGAAUUAAUUGAAUGCUUUUUUGUAUUUUGAACUUGGUUUAAAUUUCUCGGUGUAUAUUUUCAGUGAAUUUUUUGUUUUGUUCUUUUUUUAGAAUAUAUAUACUGGUAUAUAUGAAAAUAAGCUUUGAACACAGGAAAGCCAUUUGUUUUCUUGUUAAAGCGUCUUGCAGAAAAAUGAAAAUUAAGGCUUCUUUUGAUACUAUUUGUAACAAAUAGUGACCUUGACUCGAGUCUUGCUCAGAUGUAAAAUAAAGCUCAGUAUGUGUACUUUUUAAAGAAACUGUCAGGAUAUGUCACUUUUCUUGGUAUUUUUGCAGGCAACGUUAGGACAAAGGCAAGUGGUUGCUCAGAGGCCUAUAUUUUAUUGUUCUAAACUGACAAAUGAAGCAGAUAUAUAUUUACCCCAGCACUUGGCAGUGUUCGUUUUAUUGCGAUCAGGGUUGGGGUCAAUUCCAGUAAAUUCAGAAAGUUAACCAAAUUCCAUUUGCAAUUCGACAUUUUCCUCAUUGGAAAGCAUUGAAGAGAAGUUGGAGUUGGAAUUUCAGUGUACUUCCUGAAUUGACACCAAGCUUGAUUGCGAUGGACUUUUCUCUUCUCUAUCUGGUAACUGUGGUCUUUUUGCCCAUGUUGUUUAUUUCAUGCAUUUCUGUAACAUUUUAUUGAUUUUAUGCUCUAUUUUUAGUAUUACUUGACGCAUUUUUUUUAUUCAUUGUCGUAUUUUGAAUCACUGUCAUCUUGGUAUAAGCACUUUGCUUCCCAAGUGGUCACAUUUUAACACUUUCAACAUGUUUUGUUUUUUUAAAGAAAAAUAAAAAGGCAU
Messenger RNA from Salvelinus namaycush (lake trout), 3085 nucleotides. It is a transcript of the gene lef1, whose product is annotated as lymphoid enhancer-binding factor 1. Lineage: Eukaryota; Metazoa; Chordata; Actinopteri; Salmoniformes; Salmonidae. The transcript has 10 exons. The record is from RefSeq and is a predicted model, not a curated record. Gene Ontology annotation, cellular component: beta-catenin-TCF complex. The coding region runs from base 459 to 1634 and encodes 391 amino acids. Gene Ontology annotation, molecular function: DNA-binding transcription factor activity, RNA polymerase II-specific; RNA polymerase II cis-regulatory region sequence-specific DNA binding. Gene Ontology annotation, biological process: canonical Wnt signaling pathway; regulation of transcription by RNA polymerase II.